UUCAACUUCCGUUUUACUUGAGAAAGUUCAUGAAAGGGGCCGUGACGAAAGUGUUUAUAUUUUCAAUAACUGAAAGCAUUUAGUCCAAAUUUUUGAGCAUUAGAUAAAAGGCAGGCUCAUUGGAAAGAGUCUGACUUGUGAAUUUAAAAAAGAAUGAAGUUCUGUCUGUGAGAGCGCUCGCACCUGUUGUCACACGAACUAGAAUCUUUGUGAAUGCAUCAUUCAUCACACCUUUGAAGAUGAAGUCUUUAAUGGAAUCUCUUGGAAGAUCCAGCUGUGAAUAACAACAAGCCAUUGCACCAUGCAUACCAUGCGCAAAUAGCAGUGAGGGGCUCGAAAAAGUAAAGGCUAACAAGAAGUUUCGACAGAAGCAUAACCGUCUGUAUGAUGGACCAUGGAGACAUCAUGCCUUCCUCAGUAUCAGCUGUCAUCUCAACCAGCUCUUUCCCUGUGUUGAAUGGAACAGAUGUUGGUCUAGGCAUCGCAUUUGGAACUGAUGCUGCUGAUUCGGACAAGAAUGACAUCUCUGUGUCCCUGUCCUCCUCGCUCAUGUCUGAUACCGCUGUGCUUGUGGAAACUCCGAGGGGGUUGAUGUUGUCAGUGGGUGAUGGCAAUGUGUCCCUGGGUAACAUCUCCACAACGACAGAUCAGCAUGGCCGACAUCUGCUACCCCUGCCAGGGACCAUUACCCAGUUCACCCCAGUGCAACAGGAUGGGUUGGUGGGGGCGUCGACCGCCCCCAUGUUUGACUCCCCACCUGACUGCACCGGUGAUGUCGGUGGCUCUCUGGACGUCGCCAUCAAGACGGAACAUCCCAUCACCACGGUAACAACCACUGUCACCACUACGCAAGAAGAAACCAAGAAAAGAAAAGGGGGAUGGCCGAAAGGAAAGAAACGUAAGAAUGUUCCAGAGAUAAAUGCACCAAGAGCUCCAAUGACUGGGUAUGUGUUGUAUGCCAUCGAGCGACGACAGGAGAUCAAGGAGAGCCAUCCUGAGAUUAUGUUCUCAGACGUCACCAAGAUACUGGGACAGGAGUGGUCCUCCAUGUCUCCAGAGAAGAAACAGAAAUACCUCACAGAAGCCGAGGCUGACAAACAACGAUACAUAACACAACUGAAAGUCUUCCAGCAGUCAGAGACCUACCAGAACUUCCUCAAGAAGAAGAAGCUCAAGGUUCUCUGUGGGGAAGAUUCCUCCCAACUUGAUACCGGGGACCCUUACUCCUCGCUGAUUGAUGUGGAGGAGGACUCCAUCAGCGAGCUGUACUGCCGAGUGUGUAACCAGUAUUUCAGCUCCGUACACAACAAGAAGGAGCACAUGUUUGGCAGACAACACUUACAGGCAAUCACAGGUGAGCUUGAGAAGGAGAUGGAACGCCAGCAACAGCAGAAUUUGACCUCGACCUCACUGCUGACCUCUGACCUCAACACAGAGAGCCUGACCUCUGACAUGGACCUGGUUGAGGGACCAAGGCUGUCGAUGCCAGUUGACAUCGGAAGUUUUAUUCAGGAAUUUGAACAGAGAAAUGUUGAACGGGAACAAGAGAUCAAGACACUGCGCCGGGCCCUGAAGACAUCUCAAGAAGGCCAUGUGAACAUGUGCAAGGAGAUCCAGACACUCAAGGACUAUGAAAACAAGCUGGAGCAGAAUACAAAGACAAUGAAAGCCUACAGCCUGUCCAUUGCCGCACAGAUUGAUGGGCUCAAAAUGGUACCAACUUUGUUUGGGGUCAUCAACUUCUGACGUGCAACUGUUUCUAGGCCCUGGAACAUGUAUUACCUGCUCACUGUAACAGUCUGUGUCUUCAUGCCAGUGACAUGUCUAGCAGCAGCGGGAUUCAUCUGUGCUUACAUCAUCAUCAGUUUGUGCAAUUGUACAUUUUCAUCCUACUGAAACCAAAGGGAAAUGAGUUCAGGUAAAUGUUGAGAGUGUGAAGUAGUUAGUUUAGUAUGGAGGUGUUUGUGCUUAUUAUCUGAAAAAAUAGAGAGGACAAAAAAAGCAUGUUCAAAUCUUUUAUCAUGUGUUGUGUCAACAUGGUCUGCAGGUAUUAAAAGAUCAAUAUAUUAUAUUUCAUUGUCAAGGUGACCAAGAUUCUGAGCCAUUAUUUGAAGAUGCUGUUGAGUGUAAUUUAAUAUCUUGCAUUGAAACAAUAUGUGAGGUGGUUUAUUACUAUACACUAUUUUCAGACUCCAUGGUAAUAAAAGAGCCUUCUCAUCUGGAAAUAGUUUUACUGAAAUAACAAGAUAAUUACAUUCAUUAAUAUGUCUUGCAAAUGAAGGUGGUAUAAGGCACAUGUUUGAUCACAUUGUGAUGUGGUCGGUGGUAAUCGACUAGGAAAAGCAAGGAUCUGCAUCUGAGUUGCUGAGCGCACUGAUUUACAUAUUACCAUACCAACAGUACACCUAGGGUAUCAUAAAUAAAAUCGGAAUUAAUUGGGGUCUAUGAAGGUCAAUGGAGAGAAUUUGAAUAUCAAUAAAAGUAAUGCCCAUCUUUAGAACACUUUUAUGUUUUUUUUCCAAAUACGAAUAUAUGGGUUGAUUGAACAAGAGCUUCCAGUAAGAUGUACUUUUUUCCUCUGACAGCACAAGUGAUCCUGAAUUCUUCCCUAGUGUUUCCACAUGUAGGUAGCCAACUGGGCUGAUAGAAUUGUAGAAUUCCAGGUUCUGAACCAUUUCAUGGACACUGAAGUAGCUGAUAGCUGGGUUAGAGUUAGCUCCCUUGAACACAUCCACCAAGCACCUGUUGUUGCACCUUGUAUCUUACCUCUGACUGAUGUUCAAAAGGUCAGGUUUUACUGCAGAUAUGGAAAUAACAUGCAUUAGUUGUCUUUUAUGAAUGGUGCUGUGUUUUUAUGUUUGAGGAAUAAAUGCUUGCUAUUGUAGGGCAAUCUUCUUCGUGUUUAAAAUGAGUGAAAGUAGUGCAAAAGAUUUCUUUGUUCUGCUGGGAGUUGUUCACUCAGUGAAUAUGAAGGUUUAAGGAAUCAUUGAAAAUAUGAAUGUUUUCUGUGAUUUGUUUUGUCACUCGGAGAGAUGCAUGAACGCUUAUUCAAGUCAAUGGGCUGUGUCUAAAGAAGCCAGUAUGUGUAUAUGGCUUCUAGCCAGCACAGCUGUUCUUGGCCAACAGCUGCUUUGUGGUGCAAACAUACUGACGAGACAGGCAGAAACUGUUCCUUAGACAAUGAAAAAUAAUCUAAAACAGAACUAGAAUGAUUUCCCCUUGUCAAGUUUUGCUGAUAUGGCUGGGUCUUUGAGGCUAGUAUACGUACAUUGUGUAUUUCUUAAUAGUCUAUAUACCUUCUGCAUUUUUCAACAUUAAAAAACAGAUGUUCUGUAGAUAUGGAAUGAAUUUGAUACACAAGAUAAAUGCUUAAGUCCCAUUCAUUUUGUCUACACCUUGGAGCAGUUUUUCACCUGCUAGUCUGAACCUAGUUGCUAGAGAUUCUUUACUGAUGCAAGAGUUGAAACACAGUAAUUGGAUCGUCAAUGUUACGACAGCCAUUACUGCAGUUCCUUAAGUCAUGUAUACUUUCAUUUUUGCAUUAAAAGCACCCUUACAUUUAAUUUUGUUCCAGAAGCAAUUUUUUGAAAUUUAGUAUGCAGAAUAUGGUCACAAUUAUUGCCUUCGCACCCAUUGUGGGACAAUGAGGACAUAAUAGGUCAUUGACCUGACAGCUAGACCCUGAGUUUUAGGCACCAGUGUAUUAUAAAUCCUUUUAAUGGUACUUUGUUUCCAUGUCUAGUCAAGCACAUGUGAAAAAAUACACUGAAUGCACAAAAUGAUUAUAAAGUUAUGAAACUGUUGAAAAACUGCCCUAACGUUGAUGUUUUUAAUUGGAAACCACACUAUUGAUUUAUCAAACCUUAGUUGUUUCCUGGAUGGUGUUUUGAAACAGGUGUUAUAACAACAUUUGUGAUGUGAAAGGGCUCUCAUGGUGAUCUAUGACAUGCAGAGUGGUGUCCCUUAUUUCUACUCAGUGGUCAUGUGAUGGGUAUUCCCAGCCACACCUCCUGAUAUUAAAGAGGUUUUUAACUUAAUUCACUCACACUUCUUUUUAAAACUACAGCCUAAUGUUUAUUUGGAUAAAUACAGGUUAUUGUUUCUGAAGGAGAUUUGUUACCAUGGUUACAGUUUCGUAAAGUGGAUGUACAAUCCCAGUGCAGCAGGAAGUUGUUCUGGUUUCUUCUGUGUUAUUUACAUGUUGUUCUGGGGGUAUUCUGGAUAUUUUUUAUAUCCUUGUAAACAUUGCCUGAGAAAAAGGGUUUUAAUGAAUCACCUUGUAUGAGGAUGUAACUAUGGUGUGAUAAUAUAACAUGUCUGUUUGUCCCACGACAUGAUAGUCUAAUGAGAUCCUGUGUAAACACAAAAUGAUGCAAGUAAUUCUAUUAAAACAGACAUGCAAAAUGGUUUCCUUUAAUUGUAAAAUACCAUUUCAGAUAAUCUGUACACAAGUUAUUGUUUAUCAUGUCUUCCCUUUGGCAUAUUCAGGGAUUUACCGUGAGUCCUGUAUUUGAGGGGUCCCUGGGACUCAUGCUUAUAAUUUCAGGGGUCUAGGACAACAAGAUGGGGGUCCCAGACACUUAAAUAUUAUUAUUAAUACUGUUAUUGUAUUGUGUAUCAUGAUCAACACAUUGAUUGGUAUUGUAAAUAUAUUGCAAAUGAUACCAUAACCCAGCUAGUAGCAAACUCAGUGAUAACUUAUUGUUACUUGAUUGGAAUAAUUUACAAAAGUAUUUGGACUUUUCUGCGUCCCUGUGGGUGUGCUAAUACAUUUCGUUGCGUCCUUUAUCAAUUGUUAUGAGUAUAGGACACAGGAAUUCUGUAAAUCCCUGCAUAUUUUGGCAGAAUUCAUCUUUUGUAUUGUAUUUCCGGUUUCCCAGCGAUCAUGUUUCAAAAAGCAGCAUAAAACCAUUCUUAUCAACUCACUUAAGAUGCGGGGCUGUGGGGUAGCCCAGUGAUUAAAGCGUUGGCUCGUCAUGCCGAAGACCCGGGUUCAAAUCCCCACAUGGGUACAUUGUGUGAAGCCCAUUUCUGGUGUCCCCGGCCGUGAUGUUGCUGGAAUAUUGCUAAAAGUGGCGUAAAACCAAACUCAGUCAAUCACUUAAGAUGCAUGUGGCGAUGUUCCAAAGAAAACAAUUACGCCUCUCAUUCUCAUACACAUUGAAUUGUUGCAGCCUCACUCAAAGUAAAAAUAUAUUCCCCACAUUUUCAUACAAAGUGAAUGAUUACACAAUCAUUAAAAUGGAAUCUUUACAUCCUCAUACAAAGUGUAACAUGCUUUACACAUUACAACAGCAGUGAUAUUGCCGAUGAUGCUUUAAAUUUUCAAACAAUUCAACAGCUAAAUAGACAACACAAAGUAUCUAGUGUUGUCUAUGGUUUACAGGUCGCUAUUGGAGAGUUUGUUUUGUGUGUUUCAUUGUAUGAAUGUUAUUAAUGGAUAUGAUGAUUCGGAAAAUAUCAUAUUACUUGUUAUCUGUACAUGUCCACCGCCAUUUCAGUCAGCAGGUCUUUGAACAAGCAUAAAGACCAAUUAUUUCAACUGUUACAAAUCCCUCCCAAGACAAGGGAGGUAAUGAAGGGGGAGUUAUGUUGGCACUGGUUUCACGCAGAUAUGUGAAGACUUAAUAUUUGAAUAUAGCAACACAGGGUGUUUUUUGUGAUUUAUGUGAAUGUAUUUAUGUUUGAUUUAUUGUACUAUUCUAUAGCAAUGGACUUUUUUUAACAAGAUAACAGUAUUUUUUCAGUUUUCUUGCCAAGGGCAUUUACUUCAGAAUCCCAGAUAAAUCUCUGGAUAACUUUUUUUUUAAGGAUUAUGGGUUUCUUUAAAAGUUUUACAUCUUUGUGGUCUUUCAACUUCUAAUAUUCCUAUAAAAACAUGUUUCAGUCAGUACCAUCAGUGAGCCCCGAUUGUGAAAAUGGAAUUCCUAAAGCCUCACAUUUCUAUUUUUCUAACACUGUAAAACAAACACUUAUCUGUGUCACUUUUAUGUACAGGUGUUAUACAAUGGGGUUAUAAAUGAUAUCCCCCACGCUGAAGUAUUGAGGAGAAUCCAAGGGAGACAAUUAUGUGUUUAUACCCUGGCAUUGUAUCCAUUACGAUGACCUGUUCUGUGGGAUUUACAGUUACUGAUGUAUACUGCUCAAAGUUUGAUGGAGAUAAUCAGGCAAUUCAUUCAUCUUUUUUUAAAUACUUCAUGCAUAUGAAUCAAAAGAAGUUAAAGAGCAGCCAGUUGUUUAUUAUUGUUCGUGUUGUUGUGAAUGUCAUUCCGUGAAGGAUUAACUACAGUAAUCUGAAAGAAUUUGGUGCUCCUCAACCUUUUUGGAGUGGUAUAUUAUGAAAAUCAGUUAUAGCAUUGAAAGAUAAAAGUAUCUCUAUCAAAACUUGAACAGUACACUCCAGUCAGUAUAUACCAUGUGUACAGGGACUUCUUCCAUAUUGUGUGUGGUAUGUCCACCUUGACCUGUGUUUUACUGAAAGGUGAUACUGUCCAUGUCAUACGAGCUGAUAUAGCCCUAGCAAGAAAGUACCGCAACAUAUACUGUUGUAUUCACCAGUCAUACAAUAUGUGGUAUGUAUAGUUCUAUAUCAGUAUGUAUAGUUCUAUAUCAGUAUCUAUAGUUCUAUAUCAAUAUGUAUUGUUCUAUAUCAAUAUGUACUGUUCAACAUAUUGUGUAUAUCACCUGUACAACAAAGGGUCUGCAAACUGAUACUGUUCAACAUUGCGAGUUUGGCACAUCAGGAUGUUGUCCAUUAUUGGGAACAUUUCAUGUUUAACACAUGAGGAUGUUAUCUGUUAUUCAGAUACUGCGUUAUUCAAUACAUCAGGAGAUUUUUAGAACAAGCUAGCUUGUUUCUUCUUUAUGUCAUCAAAAUUAGAAUACUCUGAUACCAAUAUCUCACUAUACCAUUUCUUUCUGUGACUUUAAUGUAUGUUUCAGGCUGAUUGCACUUUCUCACAUACCGAAAUGUGGCAUUUUCUAUUUUCUCUCGAGGCCAAUAUCAUAGUUGUAAUGGCUGACUUUAGAAACAGCAACCACAAGUCCAGUAGCUGGGUAUUUCUGGCGGACUGACCGGGAAGGAGAUGAUUUAAGAUGUAGUGUGUAUGGUGUUAUAUUAUGGACAAACCAACACUUAGUUCUGAUGUACACAGUGAGAUAUGUGUACUGUUAUUUAUUGUCAAUUACAAAAUAAACUUGUUUUGUAUAA
Messenger RNA from Haliotis rubra (blacklip abalone), 7210 nucleotides. RefSeq names its product SWI/SNF-related matrix-associated actin-dependent regulator of chromatin subfamily E member 1-related-like. Lineage: Eukaryota; Metazoa; Mollusca; Gastropoda; Lepetellida; Haliotidae. The transcript is spliced from 11 exons. The record is from RefSeq and is a predicted model, not a curated record. Bases 385 to 1746 code for a protein of 453 amino acids. Gene Ontology annotation, cellular component: nucleus. Gene Ontology annotation, biological process: regulation of gene expression.